Messenger RNA from Penicillium robsamsonii, 1515 nucleotides. Its product is annotated as putative MFS transporter. Gene Ontology annotation, cellular component: plasma membrane. The record is from RefSeq and is a predicted model, not a curated record. Gene Ontology annotation, molecular function: allantoate transmembrane transporter activity; dipeptide transmembrane transporter activity. Lineage: Eukaryota; Fungi; Ascomycota; Eurotiomycetes; Eurotiales; Aspergillaceae. The transcript is spliced from 8 exons. Gene Ontology annotation, biological process: dipeptide transport; transmembrane transport; tripeptide transport. The coding region runs from base 1 to 1515 and encodes 504 amino acids.
AUGGACUUGCGAAAAGAAGUUGACGCAGAUGUAUCGCCUGCGAUCUCAUCAACCACCUCGUCAGAACGGGAUGAAAACUAUGAGUUUUAUAAACAACAUCAAGGUCUAGAAUAUACUGCAGAGGAAGCCAAACGGGUUCUGCGCAAGAUCGAUAUACGACUCAUUCCAUUGCUGUUCUUAAUUUACAUGCUGCAGUACCUGGACAAGAAUAGCAUCAACUUUGCCUCUGUCUAUGGCUUAAAGCAAGGAACACACUUAAAGGGACAACAAUAUUCAUGGCUCAGCUCCAUUUUCUACUUCGGAUACCUCAUUGCGCAAUGGCCUGCGGGACUAGCAUUGCAAAAGCUGCCCGUCGGCAAAUUCCUUUCCAUCACCACAUUAAUAUGGGGUGGCUUGCUCAUGACAACACCUGCGUGUUACAACUUUGCUGGAAUCGCAAUCAACCGCUUCCUUUUAGGAAUGGUCGAAGCAGUUGUAACUCCCGGAUUUGUUCUUAUGACCGGAAUGUGGUACACAUCUGAAGAACAACCCCUGCGACUAGAGGCAUGGUACUGCACUAACGGUAUCGCGACGAUGUUCGGAGGUCUUAUUGGAUAUGCGGUCGGCCACAUCACUACUGGACUUCCACGAUGGAUGUACGUUUUCCUCAUUUUUGGAGCCUUCUCCGUCGCAGUAGGAGCUAUUGCCCUGGUAUUCCUCCCGGAUCUUCCGUCAACUGCGAAAUUUCUCAGCGAGCGUGAGCGAGCGAUAGCUGUUGAACGUGUUGCCAUCAACCGCCAAGGUGUCAAGAGUAGUCAAUUCAAAUGGUAUCAGGUUCGACAAGCAGCCGAAGAUCCAAAGACUUGGCUUUUGUUUGUCAUGGCUAUUGGUGCACAAGUCCCGAACUCCGCAUUAACUAGUUUUACCUCCAUUAUCGUGGGUACUUUCGGAUUUGAUACACUCGGAACUCAAUAUCUGCAAAUCCCCGGCGGUGCCGUUCAGUUCCUCACUCUAAUUUUCGGGGGUUAUAUCGCAACCAAGUUCGAUGGUAAAUUUCAUUCACGAUUUGCAUGCAUGAUUUUCGCUUGCACUGUCUGUAUCAUUGGAUCGGGCCUUCUUGUCGGACUACCGAACACCAACAAAUGGGGCCGCCUUGUUGCACUUUGGCUAUGUUAUUUCCAAGGCUUGGGAUUCAGCAUGAGUUUGACAGUCGUCAGCUCGAACAUUGCUGGAUACACUAAGAAGCAAGUCACCGGUGCUCUGCUGUUCACUGGAUACUGCGUGGGAAAUAUCAUUGGACCUCAGACUUUCAAAUCUAGCGAGGCCCCUGGGUACCACAGCGCUUACAUUGCGAUGCUCGCUGGCUAUUCAGUAAAGCUGGUUUCUAUUGUCGCUUUGUAUAUUUAUAUGUACCUUGAGAACAAGCGCCGAGACCGCGAAGCAAUCGAUGGCCAGGAGGUUGAGGCAGAAGGUGUUGAAAAUGGCAUGCUGGACAAAACGGAGAUCGAUAACAAAGGGUUUAGAUAUGUCCUGUAA